AUUCUUACUUGUUUUCUUCUUCGUAACCCUCUCUGUCUUCUUGCUCUCAAAAUUUUUACUUGAUUUAGUAGAGAACUGUGAGACAAAUUAAAGAGUGUUUCUAGAUAUAUAUGUGUCCAACUGUUUUGUAUUCUUACUUCGAAACUCUCUCUUCCUCGUUCUGUGUCUCUCGUCCAUCUCACUAAACCAACAUGAUGAUACCAGAUGAUCAUCAUCACCUCUCAUUCCCCAGUUAUGUUCUUCACCAAGAACAGAUCACCCCAAAUCUUAACCCUAACCCUAAUCCUACUUCCUCAAACUCAAACAAAAGGAAAAGAAAUCUCCCGGGAAAUCCAGAUCCAGAUGCAGAAGUCAUCGCUCUAUCGCCAAACUCGCUCAUGGCUACGAACCGAUUCAUAUGCGAGGUCUGCAACAAAGGGUUUAAGAGAGACCAAAACCUUCAGCUUCACCGGAGAGGUCAUAAUCUUCCAUGGAAGCUAAAGCAAAGGACAAACAAGGAGCAAGUGAAAAAGAAAGUGUACAUCUGUCCCGAGAAGGCAUGCGUACACCACGACCCGGCUCGAGCCCUCGGGGACUUGACUGGAAUCAAGAAGCAUUUCAGCAGGAAACAUGGAGAAAAGAAGUGGAAAUGCGACAAAUGUUCCAAAAAAUAUGCUGUCAUGUCCGAUUGGAAAGCUCAUAGCAAGAUUUGUGGUACCAGAGAGUACAGAUGUGACUGUGGUACCCUCUUUUCCAGGAAAGAUAGUUUCAUCACACAUAGAGCAUUUUGUGACGCUUUAGCAGAAGAGAGUUCUAGAUUCGCCUCAGUUCCACCAGCCGCAACAGCAGCUCCAUAUUUGAACAAUGCCCCGGAUGCAGAAGUCAACCUUGGAAACGUCAAACUAAAUCAUCAGCAAUCCGGUAUCAAUAUUAAUCGCUACAACACUAAUGGCUUCAUGGGACAAGCCUUCGCCAAUCAGGUUUCCUUACCAGCCAACGUUUUUGCCUCCUCAUCAUUGCCAUCACCUCAUAGUGCGUCCGAUUCGCUUCAAAAUCUAUGGCAUUUACAAGGACAAUCAUCUCAUCAGUGGCUUCUCAACGAAAACAACAACAGAAACAUUCUACAAAGGGGAAUCUCCAAUAAUCAAGAAGAUCAGGACACUAAGAAGGGAAUUAUUCGUAGUGGUUAUUUGUUCUCUUCGGACUCAAGCACCAAUUAUGAUCAAAGCGGUGGGCAAGUAAUACCAUCCAUGUCAGCCACGGCACUACUACAGAAGGCCGCUCAAAUGGGAUCAAAGAGAUCAGAAUCAAGCUCCAACAAUAGCACGGCUUUUGGUCAAAUGACUUCCUCCAUCUUCAACAACAAACAUACAGAGAAUGAUAUCAAAACUAAGGAAGUUGAUGAAAGAGGCUUCACAAGAGACUUUCUUGGUGUGGGAAGUCAAAACCGUCCUUGGCCAUUAUUGAUGGUCAACCAUAAUCUUCCCAACAUGACUCAGCCGGCCACAACCGACGUUAAACCAACUGCCGGUACAGCAACGGCCGGUACACCAACGGCAGAAUGAAUCACAGUAUGUUAUAUUUCUUUAUGAAUAUAUAGAAAAGAUUAUGAUAUUUUUUAAAUGCAGAAACACAAACUAUGUAAUCCAAAUGACGAAUGGACAAUCAAGUACAGCAGUACAAAGAAAGAAAAUAAUGAAAGAUUACUAUCUGAUUAUCUGAAUCGGAGCGAAUCCCUGGGUCAACUCGGUGCUGCAGACUGGGUCCUCUAACUUGACGAAGAUGGCUAUUUGGGUCCACUCCCUGCAUGCAUGCACAACAAACCAUACGCUAUGUCUUUUCGUAUUCUUCUUUUUUCUUUCUUUCUUGUAAUUAUUUCAUGAUUUUAAUAGUGAAAGACUAAAACAAACGAGGACAAGUGUGUGUCGGUUAUGGAAAGACUUCAGGUAGGGUUUUUAUUUUUUGAAAAAACUUUAGGUAA
Messenger RNA from Brassica napus (rape), 1960 nucleotides. Its product is annotated as zinc finger protein BALDIBIS-like. Gene Ontology annotation, cellular component: nucleus. NCBI's taxonomy places the organism in Eukaryota, Viridiplantae, Streptophyta, Magnoliopsida, Brassicales, Brassicaceae. The record is from RefSeq and is a predicted model, not a curated record. The transcript has 3 exons. Gene Ontology annotation, molecular function: DNA-binding transcription factor activity. The coding region runs from base 192 to 1544 and encodes 450 amino acids.